Molecule: messenger RNA, 3399 nt
Organism: Medicago truncatula (barrel medic)
Lineage: Eukaryota; Viridiplantae; Streptophyta; Magnoliopsida; Fabales; Fabaceae
Product: AAA-ATPase At3g50940
Exons: 4
Coding region: 957-3146 (729 amino acids)
Molecular function (GO): ATP hydrolysis activity; ATP binding
Source: RefSeq, a predicted model, not a curated record
UGAGCUAUUUUUACAACAGAGAAUUAGUGUUGUUGUGAAAAGAGAAAUCAAAUCACAUGAACAGAAUUUAAUUUUCGGUUGUGGACUUCUGGUAAUAUUUUCUCCUAACAAUUCUUUCUCUUGCAAUUUAAAGCUCAUAAUAUUAUGCAUAUUUCCAACUUUUUUCAUCAUGCUUAGAAUCAAUUUCACCUGCUGAUUUAACUUUGUAGAGAUGACAUUGGAGUGGUUUUUAAUUCUUUGAUAAUCUUAUACAAAGUUCUACAAAUUCAAUAAAGAGAUCAAAAGUUAAAUUUGAUGUAUAUCAUUUUAAAACAGACUUCGAAUAAAGAUUAGAGAUGGUGUCACACCAUUUUUUAUUUUUUUUUGAAAGAAGAUGGUGUCACACCAUGUUCAGUAGCGUUAUUUUGAAAUGAAACUAGUGUCAUUGAAAAUAUAAUAAUAUUGUUGAACCAAACGUAGCCGUUAAGUAACCAAAAAUUCAUAAUAAAAUGUUGAGCAAUCCUGAAAUUUUGAACUUUCUUUGAGUUGUAUGUAUCAUUUUAGGAUGAGAGUAAUUCCAUCUAAGAGUCAAAAUCAAUGCUUACAACUAUGAAGACAUGAUAUCCAAAUAAUAUUGUUUUUAAUGUUGUAUUGUUGUUAGAAGUUGAGUAUUUAACUGUGAAAUAUACUUUAAUAUUUGAAAGAGUUUUCUGAUUUUUUGAUAUCCCACAUCGAAUAAAUCACUCAUUUACAUUAUUUUAUUCUAUUAUAUAAAUGGUCGACUCUCAAAUACUUGAGAUAUCAAAAAACAAAGUUAUAAACUUGUUUAUUAAUUGCUCUUUGGCUUUAUUUAAAUUGGCAUUGGACGUGGGGUCUACUACAUUGGUCAAGUCAAAGUUAUUCAGCUAGAGACUAUAUCAGUCAGCUGAUCUAGAAUUCCAACCGUCUGUCCUUCAUCAACGAUCGAGAUCUCAACAAUGUUCGAUACCAAGCCACUUGUGUCUGCAAUGGCCUCAAUUGUGUUCAUGCGAACCAUCACGAAUGAGCUCAUUCCUCAUGAGCUCCUACAAUUUUUUCAAGCUGGAAUUCACCAUCUUUUUCGCCAAUCCUCCGCACAAUUCACCAUACUCAUUGAAGAAUUUCAAGGGAUGGCAAGAAACCAAGUUUUUGAGGCUGCACAAGCCUAUCUAGGAACUAAAGCAACUGUCUCAGCAGACAGAGUUAAGGUAAGCAAAUCUGAGGAUCAUAAAGAGCUUGCAUUCAAUAUUGAUAGAAAUGAAGAAGUGAGUGAUGUUUUUGAAGGUGUUAGUGUAAAGUGGAAACUAAUAUGUAUACAAGUCGACUCAUCAAGAAUUAGACAUUACGAUAAUGACUCCUCACCCGUGUCAGAAAUAAGAUCCUAUGAGCUAACUUUUCACAAGAAGCACAAGAACAAGAUCUUCGAUUCAUAUUUGCCUUAUGUGAUGGAGAUAGCUAAACAGAUUAAACAAGGAGACAUGGCAAUCAAGAUUUACUCAAAUGAAUAUAGCUGGUCUGGUGAUGUCAAGUUUAAUCAUCCAAUGAGUUUCGACACUCUUGCAAUUGAUGAAGAGCUUCAAAGGGAUAUUAAGAAUGAUUUGGACAAAUUUGUGAGGUCUAGAGAGUUUUAUAGAAGAACAGGGAAAGCUUGGAAACGCGGUUACUUGUUGUAUGGCCCUCCUGGUACUGGAAAGUCUAGUUUGAUUGCAGCCAUGGCUAACUAUCUCAACUAUGAUAUCUAUGAUUUAGAUCUCACUAAUGUACAAGAUAAUAAGCGCUUGAAGCAACUUAUUCUUGACAUGUCCAAUCGUUCUAUACUUGUGAUAGAGGAUAUUGAUUGCACCGUAAAAUUGCAAAACCGAGAAGAAGAUGAAGAAAUUGUUGAUAAUGGAUACAAUAAGAUGACACUUUCGGGACUAUUGAAUGCGACAGAUGGUCUCUGGUCGUGCUGUGGAGAAGAACACAUAAUUGUUUUCACAACAAAUCACAAAGACAGGCUUGAUCCUGCUCUAUUAAGGCCUGGUAGAAUGGACAAGCAAAUUCACUUGUCAUAUUGCAACUUUUCUGCUUUUAAGAAAUUGGUUACUAACUACCUUUGCAUUACUGAACAUGAACUCUUUGAAAAGAUUGAAGUGCUUCUAGGAGAAGUUCAAGUUACUCCUGCUGAAAUUGGAGAAGAGCUCACAAAGGAUUGUGAUGCUACAGAAUGCCUACAAGACCUUAUCAAAUUCCUCCAAGCCAAGAAAAUGAUCAAGGAAGAGAUUAGGAAUGAACGGUCCACUCAAAUUAAACAAGGAAUGGUGGCACUUAAGAUUCACUCAAAUGACUAUGAUUGUUGGUGUUGUAAACCUACUAAGUUCAACCAUCCAAUGACUUUCAACACUCUUGCAAUUGAUGAAGAGCUUCAAAGGGAAAUUAAGAAUGAUUUGGACAAAUUUGUGAGGGAUAAUGAAUUUUAUAGAAGAACCGGGAAAGCUUGGAAACGCGGUUACUUGUUGUAUGGCCCUCCUGGUACUGGAAAGUCUAGCUUGAUUGCAGCCAUGGCUAACUAUCUCAACUAUGAUAUCUAUGACUUGGAUCUCACAGAUGUAGAGGAUAAUAAGAGCUUGAAGCAACUAAUUCUCAGCAUGUCCAACCGUGCGAUACUUGUGAUAGAGGAUAUUGAUUGCACUAUAAAUUUGCAGAACCGAGAAGAAGAGAAAGAAGCUGUUGAUAAUGGAGACAAUGAUAAGGUGACACUUUCAGGACUAUUGAAUGCAGUAGAUGGUCUUUGGUCAUGCUGUGGAGAAGAACACAUAAUUGUUUUCACAACAAAUCACAAAGAAAGGCUUGAUCCUGCUCUAUUAAGGCCUGGUAGAAUAGACAAGCAGAUUCACUUGUCAUAUUGCAACUUUUCUGCUUUUAAGAAAUUGAUUAUUAACUACCUUUGCAUUACUGAACAUGAACUCUUUGAUAAGAUUGAAGUGCUUCUAGGAGAAGUUCAAGUUACUCCUGCUGAAAUUGCAGAAGAGCUUACAAAGGAUGUUGAUGCUACAGAAUGCCUACAAGACCUUAUCAAAUUCCUCCAAGUAAAGAAAAUGAAAAAGGAAGAGAUAAAGAAGGAAGAAAAUGUCAAAGAAGAAUCUGAACUAGGGAGUGAAAAUAUAUAGGCCAUGUUUGGUUAUGUACUAGAAACAAUAAGUUAAGCUAUUUAGAUACUCUAUAUCCUUUUAUAGGCAUCUUUAGACUUAAAAUUAUCUUGAGUUGGGUGUCCACUUUCGUAUCAAACUUACAAUUGGGAUAUUUCAAUUUGCUUGAUGUUUUUCUUGUAAAAGGAAAAAUAUGCAGUGUGUACUAUGUACUAUACUUUUUGUUGUGAAAAAAUGUUAAGGUGGGAUAGCACAUUAGAUGCUCUUUGGACUA